Molecule: messenger RNA, 349 nt
Organism: Octopus bimaculoides (California two-spot octopus)
Lineage: Eukaryota; Metazoa; Mollusca; Cephalopoda; Octopoda; Octopodidae
Product: zinc finger protein 239-like
Source: RefSeq, a predicted model, not a curated record
UUCUCUUGUAGAAAUAGCUUAACUGUUCAUGAACGUAUUCAUACAGGGGAGAAGCCAUAUCGCUGUAAUGUCUGUGACAAAUCUUUCUCUGACAGAGCUGCCUUUACUAGACACAAACGUAUACAUACAAGAGAGAAACCAUAUUGCUGUGAUAUUUGUGGUAAAUCAUUCUCUCAAAGUGGUCAAUUUACUAAUCAUAAGCAUGUUCAUACAGGAGAGAAACCAUAUCACUGUGGAAUCUGUAGUAAAUCAUUCUCUCAGACAAAUAGGUUAUCUACUCACAAAUGUAUCCAUACUGGAACAAAACCAAGUGACUGAUUAUGUUGUUAAGCAUUCUUACAUAGAAGUA